UCUCAUCAAACCCAAACAACGACAUUUUUCCCUCUCUAGGCUCACUUACCUUUUUCUUGAACCACUUUUCCCACAACGAAUAGGAUUAUAGGACCUUCACCUACCUUAAUGCCUCUCCCUUUUCUUUGAAAUUUCAAAUUUAAAAAAAUGGAUACUUACUUUUUCUGUUAAACAGCCAUUUCUAUUUUCAACAAGCAUGUAAAAUUCUGGGUUUCUCCACUACAAAAAACAAAAAAGUUGAGAAUUGCAGCAAAUUAAGAAACAUGGCUGAGUCUACUUGUGUUGUGCAUCCUUUCUCUUACACCAUGCCUACCUUCUCCAAUGAAACUCAUGAGGAAAAUCCAAUGUAUGGAAUGGGAGAAUCAAUUUCAUUUGGAAGAUACGUUUGUGAAGAAUUGGAUUGGGAAAAGUGGUCAUCAUUUGACAGUAAUAAUAAUAAUAAUAACAGGAAUCGUUAUGUGAAAGAGGCUGAAAAAUACUCAAAACCAGGCUCAGUUGCCCAGAAGAAGGCUUAUUUUGAAGCUCAUUUCAAGAGAAUGGCAGCUCUUAAGGCUGCAGCUUUACUCGAGCAGGCCAACAGUGCUGAAACUACAUCUACUACUGAAAAUGUUAAUCUGCAGGUUGAAGUAAGUAAUUUCGAGCAGGAUGAAAUUGUUCCCAAAGAAGGUGAUAAGAGUGAUGCAGGGGAAUUUGUAGUUCACCAGAAUGAACUUUACUUAAUUGGUGUUGAUGUUGAAGAAGAGAAUGGUAAUGAGGCCAAAGAAGUAAUUCCACCACCACCGGAUCGAAAACCCGACAAAAUUGAGCUUUACUUAGCUUCUAACAAGGGUGAAAAUUGCAAGCCAAGCAAUGGGAUUCCCCAGAUGGACAAACCUGUCUUGCAGAAAGAUUAUGUAAACCAAGAAGCAUCUGCAGCAGUAAUCAAAAGGAAUCCACCACUUUCAUCCUACAUACCAUCUCCUGCUAGAUCUGCUAAUGUAAUUCAUCCUGGCAAAGAAAACUACGCCACUCCUGUGAAAAACAAGUCUUCUGCAAGUUCUGUUGGUGAUCCUGAUAAAAAGAAAACUCCUCUUCGCAUGUCCAUAAACCGAGAACUCAACAGAAUCAUGUCACCAGUUAUUAAGAAACUUGGAAGUUCAUCAAAGGCUUCCAAAGAUUGCGCCAACGCCCCCUCGAAAACUCCUGCCAAGGCUUCUGCAAACAGUGCACCACAGCUUCCUCCCAUGACUCCAGAUUUGUCGAAAAGAGUUAUUUCCGAUUCUCCAAGAACUGGCAGGAACAAGAUAAGUUCACCCAUUAUUCCCAAUUCUUUUUGCCUGAGGAGUGCAGACAGAACUGCAAGAAGAAAGCAGAAGCUGGAAGAUAAGUUCAAUGCUAUGGCUACCGAAAAGGCACCUCAACCGUUAAAAUUCAAGGAAAAAGCAGAAGCAGAACUUAACAAAUUCAGACAAAGCUUUUGCUUCAAAUCUAUGUCUUCUCCUGACUAUUAUGCAGACAACGGAACAUUCAGUAGCCCUAAACAGAAGAACGAGUCUACACAUCGUAAGUCCCCCAGCGGAGGAAAACACGCUAACAGAACGACAACUCAAAAUAAGAGUGCAUUACCUCCAAGAAGGCCUUCAAUGAAACAAUUUGGGUUGAAGAGUAGUAAAACAACCACUCAUAUACCCGUCUAACAAUAGCAAAUUAUAACAAGAAUUUGGGUCAAGCGUUUGAAAUUGACAACAGAUUAGUGAUAUUGAAGAACUUCAAUAACAUGUAUAUAUAAGAAGUUUGGGCUAGCCAUCAAUUUGUUUUAUCAGAGUGCUGUCAUUUUACAUUCUUUCAGGUUCUGCAAGUUUUUCUAACGCCAUAAGUUGCACAUAUGUAUUCUUUCUGAAUCAGAUUGUUAUAUAGAAGAUUCUAUUAAUGACUGUAUUAGUUUACCA
This is a messenger RNA of Spinacia oleracea (spinach), 1928 nucleotides long. Its product is annotated as protein WVD2-like 7. NCBI's taxonomy places the organism in Eukaryota, Viridiplantae, Streptophyta, Magnoliopsida, Caryophyllales, Amaranthaceae. The record is from RefSeq and is a predicted model, not a curated record. The transcript has 8 exons. Bases 264 to 1676 code for a protein of 470 amino acids.